CCCGCCCACAGCAGUCGUGCAUUUCAUUUGGGUUUUACACGGUUACACUCCAGUUUCAGUGUUUUAAAAAAGUGAAUGAAGAAAACCCCCCCAGAGCCAGGAUGCUGUCUUUGGCCACAUCAGGCCAAACGGGAGCCCGCCGAUUUGUGACCGCGACUGGAGGCAGAUUUAUGAGGGAUGGCAGGCGCUCGUUUACCCGUUUGCCAGAAUUUGCCCCCAUGGCAAAAAAUAUGGGCCGGUGCUUUUCCCGACCCGUCUUCCACCACUGCAGAUGCUUCAGUGCAACAGGUGCUCGAAGGAACACUUCAUCAGCUACAGCCAAUCAGAAAACACCGUCCUACAGCUACGUCAUCAUUGGGGCAGGGUCAGCGGGCUGCGUCCUUGCCAACCGUCUCAGUGAGGAUGCCCAUGAGUCUGUGCUGCUUCUGGAGGCUGGUCCUAAGGACAUGUUGCUAGGCAACUUAAAACUGUCAUGGAAGAUCCACAUGCCGGCUGCGUUGACCUACAACCUCUGUGAUGACAAGUAUAACUGGAACUACCACACUUUAGCCCAGGCCCACAUGGACAACAGGGUGCUGUACUGGCCGAGGGGCCGCGUCUGGGGCGGGUCCUCCUCUCUCAACGCCAUGGUGUACAUCCGCGGACACGCUGAAGACUACAACCGCUGGCAAAGGGAGGGGGCCGAGGGCUGGGAUUACGAACACUGCCUGCCUUACUUUAGGAAAGCUCAGUGUCAUGAGCUGGGAGAAAACAGGUACCGGGGGGGCAGCGGACCUCUUCAUGUGUCCAGAGGGAAGACCAACCAUCCUCUUCACCAAGCUUUUAUUGAGGCGGGGCAACAGGCAGGAUACCCCUUCACGGAUGACAUAAACGGACACCAACAGGAGGGCUUGGGCUGGAUGGACAUGACCAUUCAUAAAGGAAAGAGGUGGAGCACAGCCAGCGCCUACCUGAGACCCGUCCUGCGUCGACCCAACCUGAAGACGGAGGUGCGCUGCCUGACCACCAAGAUCCUGUUUGAUGGCAACCGUGCCGUUGGUGUAGAGUACACACAAAAAGGACAAACGAAAAGGGUAUUCGCCGAUAAAGAGGUGAUAUUAAGCGGGGGAGCCAUUAACUCCCCUCAGCUUCUCAUGCUGUCUGGGGUGGGAAACGCUGAUGACCUGAAACAACUCGGUAUCGCUGCGGUUCAGCACUUACCAGGCGUUGGCAGUAACCUGCAGGAUCAUUUGGAGUUGUACAUCCAGCAGCAGUGCACUCAGCCCAUCACCCUGUACAAGGCCCAGAAACCUUUCCUCAUGGUUAAGAUAGGCCUGGAGUGGCUCAGUCUGUUCACUGGUUACGGAGCAACAGCCCACUUGGAGAGCGGAGGGUUCAUCCGCAGUCGACCACAUGUCGCACACCCCGACAUCCAGUUUCACUUCCUGCCCUCACAGGUCAUCGACCACGGCCGAGUUGCCUCUAAGAUCGAGGCGUAUCAGGUUCAUGUUGGACCAAUGAGGAGCACCAGCAUCGGCUGGAUGAAGCUGAAGAGCGCCAACCCUUUGGACCACCCGAUCCUCCAGCCAAACUACCUCUCCAACGAUGAUGAUUUGUGGGAUUUCAGGGAGUGUAUCAAACUCUCCAGAGAGAUUUUUACCCAGAAGGCCUUCGACCCGUUCCGUGGUCCCGAAAUCCAGCCUGGUCCUCAGGUCCAAUCCGACGCCGACAUUGACGAUUUCAUCCGCCAAAAAGCUGACAGCGCUUACCACCCUUCCUGCACCUGCAAGAUGGGCUCGCCAUCCGACCCGACGGCGGUCGUCGACUCCAGUGUGCGCGUUCUGGGGCUCGAGCGGCUGCGCGUGGUCGACUCCUCCAUCAUGCCCAGCAUCGUCAGCGGCAACCUGAACGCUCCGACCAUCAUGAUGGCAGAGAAGGCCGCCGACAUCAUCAGAGGUCGCCGUCCUCUCGUUGACCCGGGGGUUCCCGUGUACCAACCUCCGACACUCGCCACGCAGCGAUCAGCAGAGGGAACGAGUUCAGGGUGAACAACGCAAUGAUCGCCGUAUUCUGUGUUUGACCAGGAGCUGAUCAAUUUCAGUAUUAGAUGUGUAGUCACAGGCCAACAACAAUUAUGAAGGGUUGACCUACACGUUUUCAAUUCAAAGCCAUAAUGAUAUGUUAAUUUUAGCAGUUUACAUGUGAAAUUCUUAUUUAAUUUAGUCUUGGUGCUCCAGGAUGGCAUGAAGUGGAAACAUGCUGAGCAAUUGCAACUGCGUUGUGAACAUGAUGGUAAAGUGCUUCUUGGAAAUGUUGACAGCUGUACUCGUGUAGAUUCCCCUCACAUCUGUGUAUCAGCGGAAAGGUUUUAUCAGCUGAAGCAAUUCCAGUAAAAUGAAGCGAACAUGGAAAAGGUAUUGGGCAAUAGCAGAAUGAACGGGAGUAAUGCAUUAUUAACUAGAACGGGCACUCGGUAGAGCGCAUACCUUCGCAUACCACAAGAUUGGGCAUUGAAUUAUGAACAUUUUGGCAUUAGUUGCAUGCCAAUUGAAUAAAAAUUGACCGCGCUGUGGUAAAAAAAAGUUUUUGACCUUUUCAUGACUGACCUGAUCGAUCCCAAAAUCUAAUCAAAUGGUCCCCGAAUAAUAACCAAUCAUCCCACCAAAUUUCAUGCGAUUCGGUUUCAUACUUUUUUAGUUAUGAGAGUAACACGCAUACAAAUAAAUAAAUACACGGCGAUCAAAACAUUACCUUCCGCAUUUUGAAUGCGAAGGUAAUUAUAGCUCACAGCCUGUAGUUGCCUUUUGGUUCAGGGUGGUUUGCCAGCUAUUUUAUCUCAGUAGCAGGACAUGCAAAUAAUAGCUCAGCGUAUCUGGCGAGUGUGGUGCUGAAAGACUCUUAGUGCAAAAUAUACAUACAAGAGCUCUCAAUUUCACUGUUUAUACAAUUGUUCUUAUUGUAUCGUGGAUGUUUGCAGAGAAGCUUUUGAAGAGUAUUGUUUGUAUCUGAUCAGAUGAGACCACCUGUGCCUGUGAAGUCAUCGUGUUCAUGACGUGUGCUGGUUCAGUCCAGACAGGAAAGAUACACGUUAAGUAUAUUUUAGAAACAGCCUCACUGAACAGUCUUUAAAUUAAAUGUUUUUAUUAUAAACACUAAUAUCUGCUAGAAUUAAUAGAAUUGUGUCUUACACAAUCUUGCACUACUCUAUUAAGUAUCUUUAUUACAGUGACAAUUAUUGUUUACAUUUUAUGCAGUGUUGUGCUAUAUUACAUGAAUGUUUGAAUCGUUUGGGUCCUAAUGAAGGAAAAUGAUUGUUCUUAUUGUGUUAGUUGUAAACAAACACAAGAAGCUGUUCUGACCUUGUCCUCGUGACUUUAUUCAGUGAUUCUUACCAAAAUUAUCAUCAGGUUCAUUGUCAAGAAUUAAAAUGUACAAAACAGGGUUUUUUGUUUUCCAUUGGUACAAAAUCUAUAAGGUACUAGUACUUGUGCUACAGAGUAGAUAGAGUUAUAUAUUUUUGAUUUCCAUACAACAAAUGGAUAGAAAGCAGAAGUCAUCACUUUUUAUUAACACUAUACAGAUUCUAUACAUUGUCAUUUCAUAGAUGUCUGUCAGGCAGUGGACCAGUACAAAAAAUAAAGCUGUCAGCUGUUUUUGUCACUGCUUCUUCUGAUAAAAGUCUAAAUGUUGAUGCAUUUUGAUACUAGUACUGUGAAUAAGCAGCAGGUGAAUAUUUGUACUGGUGUUGCUGGCUGUCAGUUAUUCUCUCUUUGAUUGUAUUGACUCAAAAUAAACUGGACUGUACAGUCA
This is a messenger RNA of Pseudoliparis swirei, 3789 nucleotides long. RefSeq names its product choline dehydrogenase (gene chdh). The coding region runs from base 102 to 2027 and encodes 641 amino acids. The transcript has 10 exons. The record is from RefSeq and is a predicted model, not a curated record. NCBI's taxonomy places the organism in Eukaryota, Metazoa, Chordata, Actinopteri, Perciformes, Liparidae. Gene Ontology annotation, molecular function: choline dehydrogenase activity; flavin adenine dinucleotide binding. Gene Ontology annotation, cellular component: mitochondrial inner membrane.